Kogia breviceps (pygmy sperm whale) is the source of this 2195-nucleotide messenger RNA. It is a transcript of the gene ANXA4, whose product is annotated as annexin A4. Lineage: Eukaryota; Metazoa; Chordata; Mammalia; Artiodactyla; Physeteridae. Gene Ontology annotation, cellular component: cytoplasm. Gene Ontology annotation, molecular function: calcium ion binding; calcium-dependent phospholipid binding. The record is from RefSeq and is a predicted model, not a curated record.
AGAGAGGGACAACCAGGAACUCGGGCUCAGUCUCCACCCCGAAGCGGGGCGGGUCCGCCUGGGAUAAGACCCAAUGCCCGGCCCCGCCAGGGUGUGAUCUCGGUGACCGCAGAGAAGGAGCGCCGUCCCGUCUCGGCCCCAGGGAGAAACUUCUGCUUGGCUGACUGAACUCUGAUCCUGACGUAGAGUCAAAGUCAUGGCAGCCAAGCGAGGCACCGUCAAAGCUGCUUCAGACUUCAGUGCCACCGAAGAUGCCCAGACCCUGAGGAAGGCCAUGAAAGGGCUCGGCACGGAUGAAGAUGCCAUCAUCAACGUCCUGGCCUAUCGCAACACAGCCCAGCGCCAGGAAAUCAGGACUGCCUACAAGACCACCAUCGGCAGGGACCUGAUGGACGACUUGAAGUCAGAACUGAGUGGCAACCUCGAGCAGGUGAUCUUGGGGAUGAUGACGCCCACGGUGCUGUACGACGUGCAGGAGCUGCGAAAGGCCAUGAAGGGAGCAGGCACGGAUGAGGGCUGCCUGAUUGAGAUCCUGGCCUCCCGGAUGCCCGAGGAGAUCCGGCGCAUAAACCAGACCUACCAGCUGCAAUAUGGGCGGAGCCUUGAAGAUGACAUUCGCUCUGACACGUCGCUCAUGUUCCAGCGCGUGCUGGUGUCUCUGUCCGCUGGUGGCAGGGAUGAAGGAAAUUAUCUGGAUGAUGCUCUCGUGAGACAGGAUGCCCAGGACCUGUAUGAGGCUGGAGAGAAGAAAUGGGGGACAGAUGAGGUGAAAUUUCUAACUGUUCUCUGUUCCCGGAAUCAAAAUCAUCUGUUGCAUGUGUUCGAUGAAUACAAAAGGAUAGCACAGAAGGAUAUUGAAGAGAGUAUUAAAUCUGAAACAUCUGGUAGCUUCGAAGAAGCUCUGCUGGCCAUAGUAAAGUGCAUGAGGAACAAACCUGCAUAUUUUGCUGAAAGGCUUUAUAAAUCUAUGAAGGGCUUGGGCACUGAUGACAACACCCUUAUCAGAGUGAUGGUUUCUCGAGUGGAGAUUGACAUGUUGGACAUCCGGGCAAACUUCAAGAGGCUCUAUGGAAAGUCUCUGUACUCCUUCAUCAAGGGUGAUACUUCUGGAGACUACAGGAAGGUACUGCUCAUUCUCUGUGGAGGAGAUGAUUAAAAUAAAAUCCAGAAAGGAUAGGAGGAUUCCCUACACUUCGAAUUUUUUUUAACUUCAUUUUUCUACACUGCUAUUAGCAUUAUCUCAGAAUGGUUAUUUCCAAUUAAAAUGCCUCCAGAUGCCUCCUAAGAUAUAGACUGUAUUAUUAUUCACCUAUAAUUACUCACUAUGAUGCUUUAAAGCUGUACUUGCUUGUCAAAGCUUAUAAAACCUAAAAUGAGAUUUUAAAUUAGAAAUAAGAAUGUGCUCCAUGUUUUCAACAGAUUUCUUCCCUGUUUGUGUUUCACAGAAAUUGAAAUAUAUUAAAUUAUUUCAUAUUUUCUUUUUGGUGAACAGUGUUGAAAUGGAAGACUGGAAGACUUCUAAAAUCACUUUUCCUCCCUAAUUCUAUUUUUAGAGUGGCUAGUAAUUUCUUGAUUUGAAAUUGUGAGCCUCUAGUUAGUAAGAAUAUCUAUCCAAUUUGCUAUUUUACAUGUCAUAGUUUGAAAGCAUCCAUAGAUCUCCUUUGUUUAGGUUUUUGUCUAAAGUGUUAGUUGAUCUUUACUAAGUUUGGCAUUAGAGACUUCCUCCAUCACAUCUUAUGUUACCAUCUCUUAGUAUCUCCAGGCUAAAGUAUACCAAACUCACCAACUCUUCUGAAUGAAUUCAAUUCUAAGUGUGGUUAUACAGAUCAUAUAUGUCUGGUUACCAAACAUAAAUGCUGAACAUUCCACAAUAUUAUGGUUAAUAAUAAUAAUAACAAUAUAAUAAAAUAUUAAUAAUGGUAUUGAUCGAGCCUGAAGAUGAAUGUGAAAGAAUUGUGUCAAACUGUGUAUUCUGGUGAUGGUGUGGUGCUCUGAAUUUAUUUUUACUUAAAGAAAAAUUUUUGUGCCCCAAAUUUUUAAAAUCAUUUUCAAUUUUGUUGAUUUGUAGUAAUUUAUACUUGCACUGUGCCUUUCAACUCUAGAAUUACUGUAAAGGUGUACUUGGAUUUAAUUUAAAAGUUCAGUUUCUAUACAACAUGGAAAAAUAAUUUCAAUAAAACACGGUGCCUUUCAAA